Molecule: messenger RNA, 1389 nt
Organism: Dracunculus medinensis (Guinea worm)
Lineage: Eukaryota; Metazoa; Nematoda; Chromadorea; Rhabditida; Dracunculidae
Source: the annotation of a GenBank genome assembly
AUGAAAUUAAAGAAAUUUACGAGCAUAAAAACUGAAGAAGGAAGCGAAGACGAGGAAAAAUCGGUGUUGGUAAAUUCAUCGCAGAAAUAUUUCAAUAAUUUGAAGAUGAAACAUUGGCGAUUAAUUAUUAGAAAUUUGCCUUUUCAAACUGUGGUGGAGGAUCUCGAAAAAAUUUGUCGUAAAUUCGGACAAUGCGCGGAAAUAGUUUUGCCAAAAUGUAAAGAUAAACGCUUUCCUCAGUCUUGUGCUGGUUUCGCUUUUGUACAGUUCGCUCGAAAAAAGGACGCAGAAAAUAUUAAAGGACGUAAAAUUAUUGUCGAUUGGGCUGUACCCAAAGAUACUUACGAAACAUUUAUAUUGAGGAAAAAAAAUUGGAGAGGUAUUAGUCUGAAAUCAAGUUUAGAAUUUUUCCUAUUAAUUGUCAGUAUUUGCAGAAAUUUAUCAUUUGAUGUGACAGACGAGCAGUUAAGGAAAUCGUUAGAAAAAUACGGUGAAAUAAAUCUGGCUAUAGUUUGUCGUUAUGAAGAGAGUUCACAUUCAAAAGGUAGUGGAUUUGUUCAUUUCAAGACAAAAGAACAAGCUGAUUUUUGUAUAGAAGAAAAUGGAAUAAUGAUUGGAGAUCGAAAAGCCUUUUGCUACCGCGCUUUAUCUAAAAGUGAUGCUGAAAAGAUCGAAAAGGAACGAAAGGAAAAAAAGCCAAAUGACAAACGUAAUCUGCAUUUACUUAGAGUGAGUUUGGUGCGUCCUGGCACUCGCGCUGCUUGCGGUAUGAGUGAAGCUGAUGCUCAGAAACGAGCAAAAUUAGCAAAUUUAUCACGCCAAAAACUACGUAACUUGCAUAUGUUUGUUUCUCCAACUCGAUUGGUUGUUCACAAUUUGCCGAAAUCAUUAGAUGAUAAAAAAUUGAAAUCAAUUUGUUUUCUAGCAGCUGGUAACCCAGAUGCGGUAAUUUCUGAGUGUCGUAUUUGGCGAGAUAAGAAUAAACUUGAUUCUAAUGGUGUACCUCAAUCGUGCGGGUUUGGUUUCGUUGCAUUUUCAGAGCAUAGCGAUGCACUUGCAGCAUUGAAAUCUCUCAACAAUAAUCCAGAAACCUUUACGAAAGAAAAGAGGCCAAUAGUAGAAUUUUCUAUCGAAAAUUUAGCAGCCUUGCGUUUACGUGCUUUACGUCAAAACAAAAGCCAGAAGAAAUACGAUAAGCUUAGCGAUAAAACUAAGAUGGAUUUGGAACAAACAAAGAAACAGAUAGCUCUGGGUGGUCGAAAACCUUUUCCAUCACAUUUUGGCCCAAAAAUUCGUAGCAGACAUUUAAAUGUCAAGCAAAGGAAGAAAAAUAAUACAUCGGUGUGUUUAUUUUUCUUAUUUCUUCAUUUUUUGAAAGAAAUUUAUUGA